GUUGUUGUGAGGCGACUGCGCUACUGCCGGACCGGGGCGGUUAUGGCGGCUCCAUAUUAACACCCUCCUCCUCCUCCGCCUUCUCCUCCUCCUCCUUUCCCUCCCGCCCGCAUCCGUAAGCCAUCUCCCCCUUCACCCUGACACCUACCUCUUUCCCUCACCUUUCCCCCUCCCCUUUUCUACCAUGCCCGGCAUGAUGGAGAAAGGGCCUGAGUUACUGGGGAAGAACCGAUCGGCCAACGGCAGUGCCAAGAGCCCGGCGGGCGGCGGUGGCAGCGGCGCCUCGUCCACCAACGGCGGGCUGCAUUACUCAGAGCCGGAGAGCGGCUGCAGCAGCGACGACGAGCACGAUGUUGGGAUGAGAGUCGGAGCCGAAUACCAAGCUCGGAUCCCUGAAUUUGAUCCAGGUGCUACAAAGUACACAGAUAAAGACAAUGGAGGGAUGCUUGUAUGGUCUCCCUAUCACAGUAUCCCCGAUGCCAAAUUGGAUGAGUAUAUUGCAAUUGCAAAGGAAAAACAUGGCUACAAUGUGGAGCAGGCACUUGGCAUGUUGUUCUGGCAUAAACAUAACAUUGAGAAGUCCCUUGCUGAUCUCCCUAAUUUCACUCCCUUUCCGGAUGAGUGGACAGUGGAAGAUAAAGUCCUAUUUGAACAAGCCUUUAGUUUUCAUGGGAAGAGCUUUCACAGGAUUCAGCAAAUGCUUCCAGAUAAGACAAUUGCAAGCCUUGUAAAAUAUUACUAUUCAUGGAAAAAAACUCGGUCUAGGACAAGUUUGAUGGAUCGCCAGGCUCGUAAACUAGCUAAUAGACAUAAUCAGGGUGACAGUGAUGAUGAUGUGGAGGAAACACACCCAAUGGAUGGAAAUGAUAGUGAUUAUGAUCCUAAAAAAGAAGCCAAAAAAGAGGGUAGUACUGAACAACCUGUUCAAACUAGCAAGAUUGGUCUAGGAAGGAGAGAGUAUCAGAGUUUACAGCAUCGCCAUCAUUCUCAGCGUUCCAAGUGCCGUCCACCUAAGGGCAUGUAUUUAACCCAAGAAGAUGUGGUAGCAGUGUCCUGUAGUCCCAAUGCAGCCAACACCAUCCUAAGGCAAUUGGACAUGGAGUUGAUUUCUCUAAAACGUCAGGUUCAGAAUGCUAAGCAAGUAAACAGUGCACUUAAACAGAAAAUGGAAGGUGGCAUUGAAGAAUUCAAACCUCCCGAGUCAAAUCAGAAAAUUAAUGCCCGUUGGACCACAGAGGAGCAGCUUCUAGCAGUACAAGGUGUCCGAAAAUAUGGUAAAGAUUUUCAAGCUAUUGCAGAUGUAAUUGGCAACAAGACUGUUGGCCAAGUGAAGAACUUCUUUGUAAACUACAGGCGUCGGUUUAACUUAGAGGAGGUAUUGCAGGAGUGGGAAGCAGAACAAGGAACCCAGGCUUCUAAUGGUGAUGCUUCUACUUUAGGGGAGGAGACAAAAAGUGCUUCUAAUGUGCCAUCAGGGAAGAGCACUGAUGAAGAAGAGGAGGCACAUACCCCACAGGCUCCUCGGACUUUGGGUCCAUCACCUCCUGCCCCAUCAUCCACUCCAACACCAACUGCCCCCAUUGCCACUCUGAACCAGCCUCCACCACUUCUUCGUCCAACACUGCCUGCUGCCCCUGCCCUUCACCGGCAGCCUCCUCCACUCCAGCAACAGGCUCGGUUCAUUCAGCCCCGGCCAACGUUAAAUCAGCCUCCACCACCUCUCAUCCGCCCUGCUAAUUCUAUGCCACCCCGUCUAAACCCAAGACCAGUGUUGUCCACAGUUGGUGGUCAACAGCCACCAUCGCUUAUUGGAAUUCAGACAGAUUCACAGUCCUCACUGCACUAAAGCUGAACUGGACAGAGCUGCAGUAACUCUUCACCUGUCAUUAUUACGCCAGUUCUCAUUGGACUGAUGUUAAGGAGAAAAGAAUAAUCCUUCCUAGCUACUGAGGCUGCGAACUCGUUCUAUGGACGUGGAAUAGCAUAAGUGGACGUCUAAGAAUGUUUCCAUUCACUAAACUAAAAUGUUAUACAACAAAAAGCCUCCAGGUAGCCUCCUUUCUAGAGUAUAUAUAUAUGCUCAACGAUGUGAUCUCAUAAAUGGGGAAAAAAUGAUUAAGUAUUCUAUUCAAGGUUUUGUUGUUGUUGUUUUGUUUUUACUAUAUUUAUUUUAUUGAAGUUCUUCAUAUUCCAGCCUCUUCAUAGUCUGGGCUCUUAGUACAGGAAUAUUGAUUUAGGAUUGUGAAAACUCCUUAAGUUUCUUAACUUAAGGAUGUUUGACUUUUUUUUUCUUUAACUUAAUUUUUUUUUUUUUUUAAAUAAACAUUUUCCUAUGUUAGGAGUGCAAGACUAAGUAGCCUGCAUUUCAGAUAUUGAUGUGUUGAUUUAAUGCAUAUUUAAGAAAUUAUAUAGCUGCAUAUCCCUUUUUUCAAAAGAUGUUGCUUUUUUUUCCAAAGGGAUUUUAGUAAAUUCCUUUUUAAAAAAAAAAAGCAAUUUAAUCAAUUGCAAAGCAAUUAUAUGAAAUCACAAAGAAUGUACUGAACCUUCUAACCCUUUAACAUACAAUUAAGGGUCUAGUGCAGAGUCCUUAUUUAAAGGCCAUUAGCCUGUCAUCUAUCAGUAAUCAGAGGAUUGGAAUAAUAAUUUUACAUACAGAUGAGAACUUAAUUUGUUCAAGUACAAUGAAUGUCUUUCAUUUAAAUUCCUUGGAAAUGGAGUUAAAUUCGUUUUUUGUUUUGAUGUUUUUAAAUGAUAUGUGCUUUUUUAACUAGUAGUUGCCUACACUUGGGAACUUUAGAAGAGAAUUAUAUUUUGUCAUUUAUGUGGACAUGGUGACUAUGAAAGCAUUUAUUUGCAAUACCCUUUUUAUGUUUUGGUUUUUCUGAACUUAAUAUCACCUUCAUACUAAUUAAUAUGGUCUGCGCUUGAUGUAAAAGAUGUUUUCUUGAUGAAUCUCUGUUGUACUGUUUGGAUGCAUUUGUGUAUUCCUUGCAGCCGACCUGUACUCGUGAGUUUGGUUUAAAAGGUUAACUCAUCAACAUUAUUUCAUAAAAUAAAAUUAAGAAUUUGUUCUGUGUUUAAAAUGUAUCAGUAUAUUGUCACAACUGUGCUGUUAACUAAAAUGCUAAGAGAUCCCUUUUUAUAAAAACAAAGUAUUUCAAGCCUUCUCAAUUCAACACAUAAUCAUUAAGCACCUAUGAAGAAUAUGUUACAUGUGACAGUAUUUCAGCAGUGUAUUACCAAUACUUCUUAUCCAACAAUUGAAUAUUGGAGUCAUGACUUGUACAAGGGGAUAGAUCCCUUAGGUGGCUAUACUAACGGAACAUAAGGCUAGAUGUGUUAGCAUGUUCACAUGCUCAUUACAUGUAGAACUACUUCACAACAGGUUCAGCAUCUAAGGACUUUGCUUUGAGAAGUUGUAUUUUCCCCAAAACAUUCGAAAAAAAUAAUCCCUGCCAUCGUCUCUAAAGAGAGAGAAAAUGAAUUCCUGAAUUAGUUUUUCUUCUGAAAUUUAGACCAGUUUUUUGCAUCAGGACAUUAAGUUCUGUCAUAAUGUAAAAAUCAUUCUCCAGAAUGGGUCCCUUCUUUAUCAUUGGAUCAUCUCCAAUAGUUCCUGCUCUUGGACUGUAACCAGAUAAAAUCUAACUGAUUAAAAAUUCUGAGUAUUCAAGAAGUUUUACUUCAAAAGCCAUGGAGUGGGGGCAGUGAUUGAUCUUAAAAGAAAAUAUCUAAAGCAUUUUUUUAAGUAGUUAAAUCUUGCAUAUGUGCAUAUUAUACCUUUACCUUUAUCUCUGCUUUUAUUGUCUUGUCUCUUGUCAGUAGACCUUCAGUAUACAGCAUGUGGCAUAUGUCAGUCAAGUUGGUCAGCCCUAACAUCUGUCCAGCUGUCCAGUAUAUUGUGAUUUCAUUUAAAAUAUGUUCUAUCCCAGACAUGGGCCCAGGUGCUGUAUCUGAGGGAAUCGCUGUAAUUUGAUUUACGUACAAUAGAGCACACAGAAAAAUCUUAGCUUCAUUAGUAAUAUGAUACAUGUAUAUAGUGAGAUGUCUUUAUUGUGUGCUUUGCAUAUUUUGUAAAUAUUUUGCACGUCAUUUUUUUUUGUUUGUUUCAGCAGUGUUUGGCCUGGAAGAGUGAUAUGCUUGCUGCUUAAUCAAAGGAUUAAAGAUUUAAAGAUGUCUAUGUCUUCUAUUUUUAUAUAAUUUCAUGUUGUAUGAGGAAUUUAGGACCUCUUUACUGUGAAAUUCUAAAUACUGAUUUUUUAUAUAAAAAAACAAAACCUAGAAAUCUCUUAAUUGAUCAUUUUCAUUAAUUUCAGGGUUAUUUGAAAAAAACCCAAGUGUUUUUUGUUUUGUUUUUAUUACAUAACUAAAAAUAAAUCAUACUGUUAGUACAUCUGGUAAAUUUAAUGAAAAAUAUUCUGUAUAAUUUAAUUCAAAUGUAAUAAGGAUGGAGGUAAAGGUAAGUUAUUAUCAAGACUUGUCCCAUGUAAGUUUGUAAUUAAGUGAGUAAAAUAGAAUGUAAAAUAAAGAUUAAAGAAUGUAAAA
Chrysochloris asiatica (Cape golden mole) is the source of this 4542-nucleotide messenger RNA. It is a transcript of the gene RCOR3, whose product is annotated as REST corepressor 3. Lineage: Eukaryota; Metazoa; Chordata; Mammalia; Afrosoricida; Chrysochloridae. Gene Ontology annotation, molecular function: transcription corepressor activity. Bases 185 to 1846 code for a protein of 553 amino acids. Gene Ontology annotation, biological process: negative regulation of DNA-templated transcription; regulation of transcription by RNA polymerase II. The transcript is spliced from 12 exons. Gene Ontology annotation, cellular component: transcription regulator complex; histone deacetylase complex. The record is from RefSeq and is a predicted model, not a curated record.